This is a messenger RNA of Capsicum annuum, 3507 nucleotides long. RefSeq lists its product as uncharacterized. NCBI's taxonomy places the organism in Eukaryota, Viridiplantae, Streptophyta, Magnoliopsida, Solanales, Solanaceae. The record is from RefSeq and is a predicted model, not a curated record. Gene Ontology annotation, cellular component: nucleus. The transcript is spliced from 8 exons. Gene Ontology annotation, molecular function: zinc ion binding. The coding region runs from base 157 to 3063 and encodes 968 amino acids.
AUAAACAUAAAAUGUAACAGCAAAUUCGAAAUCCGAAAAAAAUACAGCUUAAGUAGUCGUAAGCAAAACCAGUAUACCUCUCUCACACACACACCGAAAACCCAACAAUUCUCCCAAAAAACCACGCAUUUGCACACAGUAGAAGGUGGAAAAAACAUGAAGGAAGAAGCUAUAAGCUCUUCCCAUGAUCCUCAAUUGCUCCCUAAAUCAUCUUCUCCACCCCCAAUUCCCACACCUGCAGCUAGUUCUGUAGGAGCAUCGUCUCCUGCUGUUCCAACAAAUGCUGGGGCCACAGAUUGGUUUGCACAAGCGCAGGGUUCAAAAGCAGCUUCACUUUCCCGUAUUGGUUCACAGCCCAUGUGGACUUCAGUGAGCAAUAGUGCUGGUGGUGGUUCUGCUCUAGGAUCAUCACAACCUUCAUGUAGACCAUGGGAAAGGGGUGAUCUAUUGAGGCGUCUGUCCACUUUCCAACCCACAAACUGGUUUGGAAAGCCUAAGGCUUCAAGUUCACUGGCCUGUGCUAGAAGAGGCUGGGUGAAUGUGGAUGUUGAUAGAAUUGAGUGUGAAGCUUGUGGUGCUAAUUUGAGAUUCGUUUCUUCUGCAAUAUGGACCCCUGAUGAAGCUGAUAUUGUGGGGGAAGAAUUUGCAAAGAAACUUGACGAAGGGCACAAGGCCACUUGUCCUUGGAGCGGAAACAGCUGCGCAGAAAGCUUGGUCCAGUUCCCUCCUACACCACCAUCAGCCUUAAUUGGUGGUUAUAAGGAUCGAUGUGAUGGUUUGCUACAGUUUCCUUCACUUCCAAUUGUGGCUGCAUCUGCUAUUGAGCACAUCAAGGUCUCUCGAAGUUCAGAAAUUGAUCGCCUUCUAGCUCAAUCGCAGGCUUUUGGUGGCAUGGAACCCAUCUUUAGGUUAGACAACAUGUCAGGAACUGAAACCAACAUAGAAGAUGUCUUCCUUGUAUACUCUCGUGCCAAUAAGUUGAUAAGCCUGUGUGGAUGGGAGCCAAGAUGGCUUCCAAACAUCCAAGACUGUGAAGAACAUUCUGCUCAAUCAGCUAGGAGUGGGUACUCCAUUGGUCCCACAAAAUAUCACACUUCUCUGCAAGAUUUUGGCCAUGGAGAAAAUGUAUUGCCUUCUUCAAAGAAAAAAAUUUAUAGUAAGAAUGAAGCUGUGGGUCCCAGGUCUAAAGGUGAAUCUAGGUCGCCUUUAUUGGAUUGUAGUUUGUGUGGAGCCACCGUGAGAAUCUGGGACUUCCUCACUGUUGUCCGUCCUGCUUGCUUUACUCCAAAUAGCAAUGAUAUCCCUGAAACAAGCAAGAAGAUGGCAUUGACACGUGGAGUAAGUGCUGCUAGUGGAAUCAGUGGAUGGGUUGAUGCUGAUGGUGUGGAAAAGGAACAGACUGAGGACCUUGAUGAAGCUGCAACAAAUGAAGAGGGAAAGUCUUUGUCAAAUGUAGGAGUAGAUCUGAAUCUCACUAUGGCUGGUGGAUUAUCCUCUUCACAGGUGAACAUGGAUGCGAGGCCUGAGCAAUUCCAAGAUGUCCCGAAACAAAGAUAUCCAGUUACUGGGCAACCUUCGAGCAGUGAAGUUGGUGGUCAAGCAGCUUCAUAUGAAUCCCGAGGCCCUAGUUCACGCAAACGAAACUUAGAGGAAGGUGGAAGCACAGUUGAUAGGCCACAAUUGCCAGUACAACCGGCCGAUAGUGUUGAAGGCACUGUGAUAGACCGUGACGGGGAUGAAGUAAAUGAUGGGAGUCAGUACUCAGCUGGCCCAUCAAAGCGUCCAUGCCACUCUGAUGCUGUUGGGACCCACCAUACCUCAUAUGGCAAGGAUUCAUCAGGUGCUGGUCCUAGCCUGUCACUUGGUUUUGAGAUUGGUACUGGUGCUCCGAAAGAUGAUACCUUUGGCCGAAGACAUGAACAGCUAAUUGGUAUGCCCUCUACUCGAGACUCAACACAUGUUUCAUCUGUUAUUGCAAUGGACACUGUUCACAGUACAGAUGAUUCAAUGGAAAGUGUUGAGAAUCUUCCCGGAGACUUUGAUGAUGUUCAUUUCCCUUCUACAUCUAUGUUAAGAAGUGCAGACCCAGUGGAAACUUCAGAGUUGAACUACAGUAAUCAAGCACAACAGAGUACCUGUCCAGCUGUGGUCAGAAGUGCUGGUGAAAUGGGUGUUAGUAGCACAAAUGAUGAAGAAGUCGUGAAUGCUGAUACUGCCACUGCCAAUGUGAGGGAUGGCCCUAGCUUCGGGAUCAGUGGAGGAAGUAUUGGAAUGGGUGCUAGUCAUGAAGCUGAAAUCCAUGGGACAGAUGCUUCUGUGCACAGAGCAGAUAGCGUUGCUGGUGAGGUAGAAGCAGUUGCUGAAAUUACUGAAAAUCAGGGGCAAACAGGUGAGUUUGCUCCAGAUCCCGGGCUAAUGGGUGACUACGUCCCUGAAGAAGUGGACCGUGGAGAUCCCAAUGGUGAUAGUCAAGAUCUGACAUCUCGUUCAGUGGGAAGGGCUGAUAGUGGCUCAAAAGUUGUUGGCUCAGCCAAAGCAGAAUCCAUUGAAAGCGGUGAAAAGAAUUGUGACGUGCAACCUAUGCUCCCGAAUAGUCCACAUCCUUCUCUUUCUUGCAAUGCUGUCGUAUGUUCCGCCCAUGAAGCAUCCAAAGAAGAAGUUACCCAAAAUAAUGCCCCAGCUACUGAUGAUUGUGGAUUCAUUGAGUCAGACUAUAUGCUUGCAAAUGGGACAGGGCCUCCUAUUGGAGAAAGCAACUAUGAAGAAGUUGUAGAGUUUGAUCCAAUUAAGCAUCAUAAUUUUUUCUGUCCUUGGGUAAAUGGAAAUGUUGCUGCUGCUGGCUGCAGUAGUAGUGGCAGUUCCUCUUCCAACACUGGUGCUAUUGCUCUCUGUGGUUGGCAGCUGACAUUAGAUGCUUUGGAUUCUUUCCAGUCACUCGGACAUGUUCCAGUCCAAACUGUUGAAUCUGAAUCAGCCGCAUCUCUGUACAAGGAUGAUCAUCGUGCACCAAAUAGGAAGCUCUUGGCACGCCACUCUUUUAGCAAACAUCAUGGACAUAACUGAAUGUGAAACUAAGUGUGAGACGUACAAUCUGGGCUUGGUCCGGCAAUGUUGAUGUACCCCAGUGGUCAGCUUUGCAGUGUUUGGUCAAUAUACAUCAAAACUGUGGAAGAACAGAACUUUUCUUUCAUGGUUGCUGAUUGUUCUCUCCCUGAUGUUGAAAUUCUGUUAUAGUUGGUUAUAUAUGUGGAGAUGUGAAUGAUAUUCAAGAUAUUCUGGGUUUUCGCGGAUUCCCUAUCUCGUUGCUUUUCUUAGUUCAAACCAUUAAUAACGCCUUAAACGAAAGAGGCUGAUUUAGCUGAGGAUACUUUUCUUUUUAAUGAUUUAACAGGUUUGGCUUUUCCAGACAUCCUGAAAUUUGAGACGAUGAAGUUGAGUGAGUAAUUAUGUAAACUUAUUAUAGAUGCUUUGAGCCCUAUUUAUGUAAAAGCAUUUGGCCAACUUAAA